CAACCUCUAUUUUUAUCGACACAGUGAUAACUACAACCAAACACCGAGCACCUUCCCAAUUGCUCUUCGAACUAUCGCAAUGCCUCAUACCAGUUCCCUGGCCGUUCCGGAAGCAUACACGCAGAUGCUCGCGCGGCGGCGAAGUAACAUGAUAGACCCUCACGAUAGCGACUGUUCGUCGUGAGAGCAUGUGUUUCCUUCUGUGUUGCUUGCGCAUGUCAGGAAAACCUAGACCCACAAUUCAAAGCCGAUUUCAUCGAGCAUUUCCAACGUGAUGGCUUCGAAGCGCUGCAGUGCUGGUACGUGGCCAUGAACGAUAAUCACUAGCAUGAGGUCGACAAGCAGCUACCGGAGGCCGUGGACAAGAUGAACGUGCCGGCGUUGUAUAUUAGUGCUAUGGAUGAUGCGGUGUGCAAACCUGAGGCUGCGGAGCCGCUGGUUGAGAAGGGGCUGUUGCCGAAUCAUACAAAGACGGAGUUGAUUGAUGCGGGAUAUUGGGUGCCGUAUGAAAAGCUGGAGGAGGCUGUUGACAGGCUUAAGGUGUGGCUAGAAGAGAAGUUCCUGCAUUGAGGGAAAAAUCGUGGUUGGUGGAUGCAAGUCAACCGGUAAAAGACUCUAGCAACAGGUCGAUAUGGCUAUGAAGAAUGUGCCUGCUAGAUCAAAAGGUACCGUUGCCUCUGUUGUUGUAUUAGAUGUUCGUAGCAUGUUGUGAUGACCCCAACGAAAGUU
Molecule: messenger RNA, 729 nt
Organism: Macroventuria anomochaeta
Lineage: Eukaryota; Fungi; Ascomycota; Dothideomycetes; Pleosporales; Didymellaceae
Exons: 1
Coding region: 367-570 (67 amino acids)
Source: RefSeq, a predicted model, not a curated record